AUGGGAUCGUUUAAUAAAUUUGUAUCUGAUUAUUGUAAAGCAUGGGAAAAGUCUGGACGGGAGCAAUUUUUAAAAGCAAUAACCCAGUUUAUAAAGGAUGAAGCAAAGAGUCCAUUGUUUUCCAAGUCAAACAAGCUAUCAGGAUUGUCACAAACGAUCUAUGAUCUUUUACUUUGUGGACUUCGUGGUGCCUUGAAAAAGGAUUCCGUAAUAUCUGUGUUGAAAGAUAUUGUUGGCCUACAUGCAGACAUACCAUCAAUAUUACUUGAUGUAGUUUGUGUGUUAGAUUCAGAAACAUCCCUCGAUGUCCAGAAUGAAGAGAGAAGUAAUUUUUGUUAUUUAGUUAGGGAGUUGGAGUCAUUUAUAUCAGAUAAACUCUUGAAGGAGCGUCUAGAGAUUGACACCCUACAAGAUGUUGGUACAUUGAAGAAUAAGAAUUUUUAUACUAAGUUUAUUAAAAUCAAAACUAAACUAUAUUAUAAGCAGCAUAAGUUCAACCUUUUUAGAGAAGAAAGUGAAGGCUAUUCAAAACUAAUAGUUGAAUUAAACCAAGAAAUAUCGGACGAAACAGAUUGGAAGACAAUGUUAGAAAUCAUUCAGUCUCUUAUAGGUUGUUUCAACUUAGACCCAAACAGAGUGUUAGAUAUAAUUUUAGAAUCAUUUGAAGCUCGACCUCAUUUAGACAAACUAUUUAUUUCAUUAAUAAAAAAUUACAUGGGCGAUGCUCAAGUGAUUUGUGAAGUAUUAGGAUUUAAGCUCGGCGAUAUGGAAGUUUUAGACAAUUGUAAGAGCCCACCAUCGUUAAUGACUGUCAUUGCACUGCUUUUACAACAUGAAGUUAUAUCUUUAGACGAUAUUUAUCCCUGGCUACGUCCAGAUGAUUCAGUCAUGGCCAAGGAAGCUGAUAAAGAACUUAAAGCAGUGCAAGAUUAUAUUCGUAGACUGAAUAUUGUAUCUACAAAAGGACCACAGAGUAAUGCACCCACAGAGUUUAUCGAAGAAAAAGCUGAUCCACAGGAAUAUUGGAGUAAUCAGAAAUUAGUGCUCUGCGAAGAGCUCUUAAAUGUCAGGGCAUGGAAGGAAUUUUCAGCACUUUUUUCAAGAUUGUCUGUUACUUGCGUACCCCAAAGACCUGCGGUUGCUUUAUGCAGCAUGCUUCAUGCUUUGAUGGAACCUUUAUAUAGAAUACAUUGUCGAGUAGCUCCUAAAAUAAUAGGAAAGCCUAUACCUCCUUUGAAGUCUCCGCUGGCCCCACCUGCGUGUAAGACUUUUGAAGAUAUGAAGGAAACUGUUAUACCUGCUCUCAUAAUUUUGGGUCCAUCUCUUCAUUAUGAUCCUAUUUUAAUGUACAAAAUAAUUCGUGUUUUGAGAACAGCUAGAUCUCUGAAAGAAGAUCCAUUGCACCAUGAAGCGCUAACAGUGCUAGAUACAGCGAUAUUACCAGCAUUAAGUUUAAUGGAGGGAAAUUGUUGUAUGGCUGAAGAAGUUUACACCUUGCUCAAGCUAUACCCUUAUCAAUGCAGAUAUUGUUUAUACGCGAGAUGGAAAAACGAAUCCGGUGAGAAGAUUCCGUCACUGAUGCGUGUUAGAGGGAAUUCAUUGCAGCGUAUAAAACAUAUUAUGAAAAGAGUUUCCAAGGAGAAUAUUAAACCACAAGGACGUCUAAUAGGCAAGCUGUCUCACGCUGCACCGGCUUUUCUGUUUGAUUACAUGCUGUUACAAAUCCAAACCUAUGACAAUCUCAUUGGUCCAGUGGUUGAAUCUCUGAAGUAUUUAACAUCACUUUCCUUGGAUAUUCUUGGCUAUUGUCUGGUUGAAGCGCUUGCAGCUCGUAAGGGUACCGUAGGAGCAGCACAUCCACCAGCGCUUCAAGCGCUCGCAGCAUUCGCUGCAGCGGCUUUUAAGAAACAUAAUAUAGAAUUGACAGCACUGCUGCAAUUUGUUGCUAAUAGGCUUAAAGCGCAGCAGAGUCACGAUCUUCUGAUUCUGAAGGAAAUAGUACAAAAAAUGGCGGGAAUAGAAGCCGCUGAAGAAAUGACUCCGGAACAACUCGAUGCUAUGGCCGGCGGAGAGUUAUUGAAGGGAGAGGCUGGUUAUUUCUCUCAAGUACGUAACACGCGAAGAUCAUCGGCCAGAUUGAAGGAGGCUGUGGUCGGAAAUAAUUUGGAUAUUGCUCUAUGUAUACUAUCCGCACAGCAGAGACAUUGUUGUGUAUGGAAAGAAUAUGCUGAAGAUAGUCCAUCAAGUGGUGAGCCGCCCGGGUCUCAACUUAAAGUUGUCGGUCGACUGGCAGAUCAAUGUCAAGACGCGUUGGUACAAUUGGGUACCUUCCUUGCAUCCUCGCACGCGCCUGAUGAAUACGCCGCUAGACUACCACUUCUACAAGAACUACUUCGAGACUAUCACGUAGACGCUGACGUGGCAUUUUUCCUUCACCGUCCGGUUCUGAGUCAAAAAAUAGCAGCCAAGGCUGAAGCUUUACGAAAAAGCUCUGACAGCAAAAGCGAAUCAUUAGAAAAAAGUAUAGAAAGAUACAACAUAGCUUCUAAAGAGGCGUUGGAACCUAUCGUGACGUCAAUAACGCCCCUACUACCGUCCAGGGUCUGGGAGGAUAUAUCACCCGAGUUCUAUGUGACUUUCUGGUCUUUGUCCAUGUACGACCUUCGUGUGCCCGUAGAGAGUUAUGAGAGGGAAAUAGAUCGCUUGAAAACAGCCGCUGCUAAUGUAGCCAAAGACAGCUCGCAAGGUACCAAAGGAAAAAAGGAACAAGAACGAUUUAACACUCUCAUUGAUAAGUUGCAAGAAGAGCGCCGUCGUCAAGAAGAACACGUAGCGCGAGUCCGCGGUCGUCUGCAGCGUGAAUGUGUCGCUUGGUUCCCGGCUCGUGCAGCUAAAUCAGCUAAAAACGAGACUGUAACGAGAUUGAUGCAACUCUGCAUCUUCCCUCGCUGCAUAUUCACGGCCCCGGAUGCGUUGUACUGCGCUGAAUUCGUUCAUACGGUCCAUGCUCUCAAAACGCCUAAUUUCUCAACGCUUCUAUGCUAUGAUCGGUUGUUCUGCGACAUUACUUAUUCCGUGAUGUCGUGUACGGAGGGCGAAGCAGCUCGCUACGGGCAGUUCCUUUGCCGCGUGAUGAGGACGGCGAUGCGCUGGCACCGCGACCGUACAGCCUUCCACGAGGAAUGCGCGCAUUACCCUGGCUUCGUCACCAAGUAUAGAGUCUCAAAUCAAUUCACUGAGGCUAAUGAUCACGUCGGAUAUGAAAAUUACCGGCAUGUGUGUCAUAAAUGGCACUACAAAAUCACUAAAGCAAUGGUAGUAUGUUUGGAUUCCGGGGACUAUGUGCAAAUAAGGAACGCGCUCAUUGUACUAAUACGAGUGUUACCACACUUCCCUGUGUUGGAAAAAUUAGCACAGAUCAUUGAGAAGAAAGUUGAAAAGGUCAAAGAAGAAGAAAAAACUCAGCGACAGGAUCUAUAUGUAUUGGCUACGGGUUACAGCGGACAGCUGAGGAAUAAGGUGCCUCAUAUGAUGAAAGAGAGUGACUUCCAUCAGAUCGUUCAUCUGACGACCGGGGAAGUUAAACCCAGGGAACAGACUACAGACGCGCCCGCACCAGACAACGAGAAAAAGGAAUCCCGAACAAGCGACAGACGACGCGAUGAAAAUGAUCGUGAGAAGGAGAUUAAGCGUGAAUCACGUUCAAACGCUAAGGAGAGAAACAAAGAAGAUAGCAGGACUAAAGAUAGAUCGCCGAGGGAGAGGUCGCAUAGAGAGGAGCGUUACUUGGAGACGGUCUCACCGCCUCAUGAUCAUCGUCAUGCACCAGAUGACAUAGAUCGUGAUGUGAAACGUCGUAAAGUCGAAACCAGCGGUAAUUGCAAGGGCAAGGAAAUUGAAGAACGUUCCCCCGAAAAGGAGAAAAGGAAAACUAAAUUGAGAGGAGACGAACGGAAAGAACGUAAGAUGAGCCGCAAAAGGGACCGAGCUGAAGAAACAGCUUUACUAGAACAAAAAAGACGCCGAGACGAACAAAAAGCUGUAGCUAAAAUGAGCAGCCAUCAAAACGGAUCUCAAGAGGAUCACCACUACGAGAAAUAUCACAAACGAGAAAAAUCGCCAUUCAGAGAUCGAUCCCACGAAGAGUCCAGAGACAAACAAUAUCCUUUUAAAUAUAUAAAACCUUUUUUUUAA
Danaus chrysippus (African queen) is the source of this 4194-nucleotide messenger RNA. Lineage: Eukaryota; Metazoa; Arthropoda; Insecta; Lepidoptera; Nymphalidae. The record is from the annotation of a GenBank genome assembly.